Messenger RNA from Stegodyphus dumicola, 624 nucleotides. Its product is annotated as piggyBac transposable element-derived protein 4-like. NCBI's taxonomy places the organism in Eukaryota, Metazoa, Arthropoda, Arachnida, Araneae, Eresidae. The record is from RefSeq and is a predicted model, not a curated record.
AUGGCCUUUCAGAAAGGCAAAAUAUGCGUUCUGAAAUGGCAAGACAAAAAACCCAUUUCAUUUUUAAGUACCUACCAUGGUACAGAUUUCGAAACUCUUUCGAAAAAUGAUAAACUCAUACGAAAACCUACUGCUAUAAUUGACUACAAUAAAAAAAUGGGAGGAGUGGAUAAAGCUGACCAGUGUCUAGCGUAUUAUCCAGUCAUAAGAAACCAACAACGAAAGUAUUAUAAAAAGAUUUUUCGGCAUCUCUUAGAUCAAGCCGUAUGGAAUGCUUUCGUCAUUUAUACGAAGUGUGGAGGCCUUAACAGGCAUCUUGAAUUUAGACUGAGACUGAUAGAGAGAUUAAUUGAAGAGCAUUUAACACAGUUAUCGCACCCAAAUGACGCAUCAUCACAAUAUGGUAGCAUCGUACGUUUAACUGGAAGACAUUUUCCUUCUGUUAUUCCUCAUACUGGUGCUACUCGAAACAAUCCUUCGCGUAGAUGUGUUGUGUGCAAUAAACAAAGAAAUGAUAAAGGAAAAAGAAUUAGACGCGAAACCAGAUACUGGUGCGAAGAAUGUAAUGUAGGACUAUGUGUUCACCCAUGUUUUAAAACAUAUCACACUGUUCAGGACUUCUAA